This is a messenger RNA of Colletotrichum abscissum, 118 nucleotides long. RefSeq lists its product as uncharacterized. The annotation marks the transcript as partial. The transcript has a single exon. The record is from RefSeq and is a predicted model, not a curated record. Lineage: Eukaryota; Fungi; Ascomycota; Sordariomycetes; Glomerellales; Glomerellaceae.
AUGAAGGAAAUCAAAGCUCGCGGCGGACGUAAAACGAACUUCGGCAAGGCAGCCCAUCGAAUGAGAGUGCAGAGAAUUGCCACUGAGGGGCGUGAGGCGGAGGACGCGCUGAUGAGAG